Messenger RNA from Pararge aegeria (speckled wood butterfly), 8379 nucleotides. RefSeq names its product protein abnormal spindle (gene asp). Bases 107 to 7072 code for a protein of 2321 amino acids. Gene Ontology annotation, biological process: spindle organization; establishment of meiotic spindle localization; mitotic cell cycle. NCBI's taxonomy places the organism in Eukaryota, Metazoa, Arthropoda, Insecta, Lepidoptera, Nymphalidae. Gene Ontology annotation, molecular function: protein binding. The record is from RefSeq and is a predicted model, not a curated record. Gene Ontology annotation, cellular component: spindle pole. The transcript has 8 exons.
AACAUUUAUUCUUAGAUUAGAAUAAAGUUGGUAAUAUUUAACAAAAAUGAUACAAGUAAACUAAUUAAGUUUAUCAUUGUUGUAUAACUUGGUUUUGUAGUGCAAGAUGUAUUUUCAGAUCGAAAACACACCAGAGAAUGUUAAAAGAGCUCGAAAGAAGGAAAAGAUUCAAGAGGCAAUUCAGGAAGAAUGCCCCAGGCUUAUUCUAGCUCCCUUUUCCAGACCUCCCCAAGUGAUAUUUGAUAAUGUCACAAUCGGAACAUCAUGUGAAAAGGAAUUAGAACUACUCAAUCCAACAAAACAGGCUCAACAGAUAACCCUGGGAAAGUCCCUGCCUCCAGGAUUAGUCAUUCAUUUGCCAGAAGAAUGCUUGGAAGUGGAACCGGAGACAUGCUACUGUGUUUGCAUGGAGUGGACCCCCACUCAGCUGACAUCACUACGGGAGACAAUACGAUUCACAAAUGACAACAGAGGGAGAUAUGACGUCAUUGUUGUCAUGAAAUCUGUCAUGCCUGCUAAAGCUAAGGGCAACCAGCAAAAAUUUAAAAUAUCUCCUGGGAAAAUCAAGAAAAGAACAGCAAAAAAAUCACCAGUUGCAAUCUACAAAAAGAAGAUUGAAGCAGUUCGUAGUACUGUGACAGUUAAGAAAACUGUCAAUGUUGUGCAGUCAACACAAUAUAAAAUUGUCAAACAAACCGACAAGGAAAAUAACUACCCCCAUAGUGACUAUUCAAUUGACUCAAACUAUCAAAAAUGUCCUUUCGAUUCACCCUCCAGCUUAGAUUUUAACACAUCUGAAGUUUUUUCUAACAUGCUACGCCCAAAAGCGGCUAUCUUACACGACACUUACGAUAAAUCUUACAGAACAUUAAAAGAUGAGUACAAAUCGCUGCCUGUGCCAAACAAUAUUCUAAAACCUUCUAACAAGCAAGUAUAUGAUAAUUCGGCGUCUGACGUAUUUGAUAAUCUUACCUUUACACCACUCAAAAGUAUACCAUCGAAAAACGAGAAAUUAGACAAUGGCCCCAGGAUAAUAAUUAGCGUUAAUUCCGAGAGUGAUUUCGAGGAUAGUGUUGAUAUUAGAAAUAGCAAUAAAGAAAACGAAACUCAUUCAAUUAUAUGUAUUACUUCAUCUCAGCAGCCGUCCAAGUGGCUGACAGCAGAUGAUCCCACUCAUACCGCUCAUUGUAAUGAGACACCAAUAACAAACAAAAAGAUUCCAAACACAUCCUCUCCAAAAGACUUGAACAGUCCUAAUUUUUCGAUCAACACAGAUUUUUCGCGUAUCAGCGAAUUGUCUUUUUUCCCGCAAAGAUUUUCAACUGAGCGAAAAACACUGCCAAAAAACAAUGAAACUCACGAGAUCGUCGACGACUCGAGUAUAAAUGUAAAAUUAAGUUCUGAUACCUACACGAAGGAAUCCCCUAACACGCCGCUCGAUUAUCGAGUUAACAAAAUGAGUUCUGAUUUUAGACAUUUGCCUACCUUCGUGAAAGAGCCUUUCCCGAAAAUGUGUCGGCAAUCGCUUUUUAAAGAACAACAAAACUAUAAAGAAGCACAUGAAAGGAAUUACUUAGCUCAGACAGAACAUUAUCCAUGGCAUAGUGAUCUCCGAGCGGAAGUGAGGUCCCCGCCGCGAUCAUUGACACCUCCCUUACAAUCUAUACCGGAAGAAAGUGUGCAGCUAUCAGACACACAAGUGUUGGAUAAACACGCCGCAACUUUCACGAUAAAUCAAACUUUCGAUAGGCCUAGUGAUAUAUCUUCUAUGUCUGUAACUCGGCAAUCAACGUGGUCUAAAAAAGCUGUUAGAGCGGAACCGGCGCUGUGGAAAACGCCUGCCCCUGUAACCAAAAAACCCGCCAAAUCUAAAACGAGCAUUAAAGCUAAGGAAUCACUGAGUAACCAAACAAACAUAACCCUUGAUACAAAUACGACUUUAAAUCAAAGCAGCUAUCUAAAUUAUGUUGGAAACGUAUAUUCCCAGUCUACCACUGUGGAUCCGUUUUUGUCAUCGACAUAUUACUAUGAUAAGGAUGCUGUAGAAAAUUUGGAAAAGGAAUUCAAGAGGUGGCUUAAUUGUGUUCUGACACCACCGGCUGAUUUGGAUAGUAAUAUCGAGCAGAAAAUAGAUGUAGGGAAAGCUUGGAUCGAAAACCGAAACAAGGAAGUACCCCUUGCCCCGACAAAAGAACAAGUAUGCAGCACAUAUCACAAUAGCCACAGGUUGGAAAGCUUACGACGAUCGGCCCGGGCCUUGUUACGUAGCCCCGAAAUUAACCAAGUGUUCCUCAAGUUACAAGCGCAGAUAGAAAAGAAAUUAAUAGCUAUAAGAAACGAUAAAAAUCUCCACCUAGAUAUCGGGCUUCAGAGAAUUAUAAUGGAAAUCAUCCUCUCUUACAACCCCCUGUGGCUUCGUAUCGGUCUGGAAGCAAUCUAUGGUCUCGUUUUACCUCUGAAGUCUAACAACGACAUUGAAGGACUAACCACUUUCAUCAUUCAAAGAAUGUUUAAAAAACCUAAUUUGAAGAACAAACAUUCUAAAACAUCAGCGCCCAAUAUGCUUCUACCCGCUUAUAUGGAAUCAAUAAAAAAGUUCACUCUCAAAAAGUUCUUCAUCUUAGUGUUCUUCUUGGAUCAAGCUAAGCAGAAAAAAAUGAUACCGCAUGAUCCAUGUUUAUUCAGGAGGAAUGCGUUAUGCAAAGAGAGCAAAGAAAUUAUAAUUAAUUUUACGAAAGAGCUAAUUGCGGGUAUCGGAGAUAUAACUAGACAUCUUCGGCCGCUGGGCUAUGUCGUCAGUCACAAGCAGUGUUAUUUAGACGAGUACAUAUACGCAGUUCACAACAUCGCAGUCGACAUACGGGAUGGAGUUCGAUUGACGAAAGUAAUGGAAAUUAUAUUAAUGAGAAAAGGUCUGUUACAUCAACUCCGCACGCCGGCGAUAUCGCGCCUUCAGAAGAUACAUAACGUGCAAGUAGCUUUAAACGCUUUGAAAGAGGCAAAUUUCGUUAUAGUCGGUGAUAUAACUGCUGCUGAUAUUGCGGAUGGGCACAGGGAGAAGACUUUAUCUCUUUUAUGGCAACUCAUACACGUAUUCCGUGCACCGCUGUUCGAGAGAGCAGCGAACGUGAUCCAGAUAUGGUGGCGGAAGAAAUACGAAGUCAUAGUUGAGAAGAGACGGGAAGAAGAAAGAUUACUUGCAAAACUGAAUACUGCAGCUAGUAUAAUACAGUAUUGGUGGCGGCGCGUUCAGUACAAUCGUAUGGUCGACCAACAAAUGCAAAAAAUAACGACAGUCACCAUUGUAAUACAGAAAUAUUGGCGAAUGUGGCUCUGCCGAAGCCGAUUAAGGAAACUUAAAUCGAGUGCCGUUAAAAUAUCAGAGUUUUACAGAAGUAUUAAAUUAAAACGACAGGCAAUAGAAACGCUACAGUUAUUGCGUGCUAAAAGGCUAGAAUUAAGGCGUAAGUCCGCGACAAUAAUACAAGCACACUUAAGGCGAUGGCUAUGUCUUAAGAAAUAUAAAACCAUUCAAAGAAAUGUGAUACUCAUUCAAAGUUUUAUUAGACGGUAUUUAGUACAGAAGCGGUAUAAUAGCCUUAAAAAAUCUGUUACAUUAGUUCAGCAGAAAUAUAGAGGUAAAAUACUGAUGAGACAAGCCAUGCAAAAUCUGGUCGUUAAGAAAGCAUGUGUUGUGCUCAUUCAAAGCUAUUACAGAAUGAGCAGACAGCAGAAAUAUUACAAGAAUUUGAAAAAGGCUGUACUGACUGUGGAAAAACACUAUAAGGCUUUGAUUUUAAUGAGAUGUGAUCGGUUAUACCACUUAAAAUUGAAACAGGCCGUAAUAAAAGCCCAAGCAUCCUACAAACGCAAUAGAGUGCGUCAAGAAUAUUUACGACAACGCAAAAUAUUUGUAAACCUGCAGCGAAGAGUACGAGCAAAUCAGGCAAUGAAGAAGGAUAAGUUGAACUACUUAAAAAUACGCAACGCAGCUAUCGUUAUUCAGAUUCAUACUAGAGCAAACCAGGCCAUGAAAGUUGCGAGAGCAAAAUAUAUUUCGCAGAGAAAUGCUGCUAUUCUUAUACAAAGAUAUCACCGAGCAUAUCUACAAAAGAAGAUUCAAAGAAGCAAUUAUCUGCUAUUGAGAAAAUCUGUGAUAGAAAUACAAACGCGAUACCGAAACUUAUUGUUAAUGCGUUGCGUAAGAAAUGCUUAUCGGGAACUGAGAAAUGCAGUUUUGUUGGUGCAAAGACGGUACAGAGCCAGGAUUUUAAUGAGAGAAAUACAAAACAAAUAUCAAGAGUUGAAAAAGGCAGCAAUUGUUAUGCAGAAAAGAUACAUAGCUUUACAAAAAAUGCGUGAAGAAAGACGGAAGUUUAUGCAACUCAAGUCAUCCUGUAUUAAAAUCCAGCACACCUACAGAGCACACUUAAAAGGAAACCAGCAACGGAAAAUAUAUAUCAGACAAAAAGAAUCGGCAAUAGAAAUACAAAGAUGGUACAGAGCUUUAAAAAAGGCAAAAGAAGUAAAACUACAAUAUCUUAUGAUGAAACAAUCUUGCACUACCAUUCAGAAAAUGUACAGAGCGUAUAUUGCUGGCAAAAAACAAAGACAAGAGUAUAUUAAAAUUAGGACUGCAACUAUGUGUAUUCAAACGCACUACAGAAAUUAUUUACUGACGAAAACAUUACGCAAAGAGUAUCUAGAAAUAAGGAAAUCGACAAUUGUGAUUCAACAAUUUUAUCGAUCAUGGUUAGAAACAAUAAAACAUAGACAGACAUAUCUUAAAAUAAGACACGCUACUGUGACAAUUCAGGUACGUUACAGACAGUAUCGGGUAGCAAAAACGACAAGAGAAGAAUAUUGUAGGUUAAAGUUAGCGACGAUCUGCAUACAGCAGAGAUAUAGAAGUAUUAUAGCUAUGAGAAAAGAGAGAGAAGUGUUUAUGAAUUUGAAACGGUGUACCACAAACAUACAAAAAAGAUACAGGGCAUUACAAGCAAUGCGAAGGCAAAGACUGGUAUAUUUAAGACAGCGGUCAGCUAUUAUCACAAUCCAGAACAGGUUCAGAGCUCUAUCUCUUAUGAAACGAGAAAGAAGCACGUAUUUAAGACUAUUGCAGGCAUUUAAAACAAUACAAAUGCGUUAUAGAGCAUACAGAAAAUGUACCGAGCAGAGAAAGCAAUAUUUACUAUUGAAAGACGCUACAAUAAAAAUACAGCAACGGUUUAGAGCGAUAGUAGAGAUGCGUAAAGAAAGGCAGUGGUACUUGCAAAAACGUGCUGCAACUUUAGUGAUCCAAAGGCGAUUUAGAGCUCGGCAAAUGAUGAUACAAGAAAGGGCUGUAUUUAUAAAAACAGUUACCUCGUGUAUUACAAUACAACAGUUUUAUAAAGCACGUUUAAUAGGGACAAAGCAAAGAGAAACUUACAUCGGGAUAAGGUCGGCUGCGAUAAUUAUCCAAAAACGAUGGAGAGAAUAUAGAGUAACGAAGAUAGUGCGUAAUUCUUACAUACAAUUACGCAAUGUUACGAUUUCUAUACAACGUCAUGUCAGAGCUAAGAACGAAGCGCGUAUGAUAGCGAGAAAAAUGGCCGCUGACAAAAUCCAGACUUGGUACAUAUCCAUUAUGAGACGAAACGAAUGCCGCUCUAAGUUUAUCGAUAUCAGAACAAAAAUUAUUACUUUGCAGGCAAAUUUGCGCUCGCAUGUUUGCCGCAAGCGUUACCUUUCUAUACGACAAGCAGCUCUUACUAUACAAAGAUGUUACCGCAGUUAUAAAUUAGCGAAGUCUUUAAGGGAAAAUUACGUACGGCUCAGGUGGUCUUUAAUAAAGUUGCAAGCUCACGUACGUGGUUUUAUUCAAAAGAAACGAUACUUUAGAUUGCGUACAACUAUCCUGACCAUACAAGCUGUGUACAGGUUCAAAAAACAUAGGGCACUUAUGCAGAAACGGAGAGAAGAGGCCGCUAUAUGUAUUCAAAAGAAUGUACGACGGUACUUGGCACAAUCGCGGUACAAGCGUUUCAGCGAAAAGCUCAUUUUCGUUCAGAAUAUAUGGAGAAGUAAGCUGAUCACGAGAUUGAUACGUUGCGAAUUCAUGCAAAAGAAACGAUUGAUUACGAAAUUGCAAGCCGCUAUCAGAGGUUACUUAGCGCGCAAAGAGUUUGAAAGUAGAAAAGAGAGUUUAUUAAAGCUGAAGGAAGAAAAGAGACAAAACUGGGCUGCUUCGAAGAUUCAGGCACUUUUCCGCGCCCAUAAGACCCGUGUAUCCGGUUGCGCACGCGCCGCUGAACUGAGGCGUCGCUGGCGUAAAGGAGCGCUGCAGUCAACGCAGGAGUCACUCCAAGAACGUAACGAAGACGCUCUGGAAGUACUCUCGAAUAUGUCCGACAUUGAGAGUGUGAUACGCGCGUUCAAAUCACUCGAACUUCUCACCGAAGUUAUGCCGAUGAUGUACGACGCCAAUGCGUCCCUGGUAGUCCGUUGCGUGUACGUCUACAUGUCCGUGAUGAACAGAUCCAUUUCCAGUGUGGAAGUGUUGAAGUCUGGCGCGGCAGUGCUGGUCAACUUGACCCGUUACAGAAGAACUGGCCCUAAGAUAUAUUUGAGAGAUCGCAUCACUCAGGCGCUGAAAUUCAUGUGGCGGUUUUGUAACUCGGAAACUCAACUGUUUUGCAUUCUGUCUACGUACAUCUGGCUCUUCUCGAAAUAUGAUGCAGCGAGGAAGGAUUUAACCGAAUUCCUGCGCAUACCAGAAAACCACAAGAUGCUCGUGACAAUCAAAGGAAACGUCAGUCGAAUGAAGAGGAUGGCGCAAAAUACAAGGAACAAUAACGUGUUCCAUACACCUCAACCCUCGAAAUUUGUUUCGCACACUCGCAAUGGAUCCAGCCAAUGGAAUCAAUCCCUGCGCGACAGUGGGAAUCUUAGUAUAUGCAGUAAUAGCAGUAACAGUUCUUUGUUGCCAGCCCUUGAACCGGAUUAUGGUAUUGCCAGGGUCGACAGGCCUCGGUAUUUCGAGGACGCCCAGCAAGCUAUUAAUUGCCUGUUUGAAGUUUAUUCAUUAUAGCAUAGAUAAUAUAUUUUCCAUACAAAGUAGCGCCAUCUAGCAUUUUUUAUGUAAACUUAGUUUUUAACAAGGAGUAAUCAUUCUAUUGUUUUAUCUAUGGUUUAUAUAAUUGUAUAACGUGCAAAACGUAUCCAUUAUACGUAGGUUAAUCGGCUUCACUUAAGUGAAAAUUCAAUAUGGCCAAUAUGAAUAGUUGAUUAAUUGCCUACAAAUUGGAAUAAACUCACGAAGUUUUAAUUUUUUUUUCAUAAACUUACGGUUUUACGUAACUUUUUUUUUCUAAAUAGCGUCGCUAAAUUUGUUUCAUUUUCUGUCUUCCUAUGUGCCUUGUUAACAAUAUUCCAUUCCAGUUAUUUUUAUUUUUUUUCCACCGCUGGAUCAUUUGAUUUAAAGUGCUACUGGAACUAUUUCUACUGCUUUUAUUAGUUUAGGGCUUGAAGUUUUCGCUACUGUACGCGUCACGAAAGUUGAAAUUGGGCGGGCUUUAAGUGCGCUACGGCGUGGACAGUGGAGUGUGUCUAAACGUUUGUAAUCUUGCGAGAUCCAGUUUGUUUUCUGUGACAAAUAUAAUUUAUACAUUUAUGUCCGGCUAUAGCUAGCUAUAAGCUAUGAAAAAAAAUCGCUAAAAUCAAUUCAGGUGUGAAGCGGUGAUAGGUAACGAAGCUUGGUUCAUGGUACUUGAUGCUAGCCCACGUAUUGGGCCACUAAACGCAUACCAGAACCAAACCUGAACUAAACUGGCACAACUCAGCCCAACCUGAUCAUGAGAUAAUAAGCUUGCGUACGAAUGCAAUAGUUACAAUAUGUUACGAUAGUCAAAUAUUAACACAGUGUAUAAACAUGAAUGAAAAAAGGUGGCCACAUUUACUCAAGAAAAGUUUUUUUUAUAAACACAUCACACCAGUUAUUUUCUGUAUAAUUUAAUAUUUUUCCGCCCUUGCGUUUCUUAUUCUUUCAUUAUUGUAUCAAUAUACUUCGACACCUAUUCUUUAAAAUUCAAAAAUUCAAUUCCAACCAUUAUUUCCUUAGACUUGUUAACAUAAUUAGCAAUUAAUUGUUAACAUAAUUAGAUUAGAAUCGAGUACAUCUCCAUCGUUGACUUAUGUGGUAUUGGCACCAUGGUCUGGCAAGAAUAAUUAAAUGUUCAGCUCUUAUGUUCUAAUUAAAAAAUAUAGCCAUCGAUUCAACUUUCGGGACUAGAACUUGCCGUUGCUGUUUUUUUUAAUUAAGAUGUAAAAAAUAUUAUCUCUUCAUAAUUAUGAGAACUUUAUUCUAUGUGACUAAUUUAAUAAAUUAAUAAUGUUCAA